Physella acuta is the source of this 1184-nucleotide messenger RNA. RefSeq lists its product as uncharacterized. NCBI's taxonomy places the organism in Eukaryota, Metazoa, Mollusca, Gastropoda, Physidae. The record is from RefSeq and is a predicted model, not a curated record.
ACUUCACAAGAGAAGAAGCGUUUAAUCUAUGUACCCAAAGAAUCCGUGAGAGCAACAUUGUUCGAAAUUGUUUGAAUGUUUUGAAACCUGACGACAUUGACAACAGCGUGAAGGAUUGUGCGUUGGAUGUGGCGGCAAGCGGUGCGACUUUUUGGAUAGAUCCCAUCCUGAAAUCACUGAGUGAAGCAUGCAAGCUCCACUAUUUGCUGAGCGUCCCUGUCAACGAGUCCUUGCCCAAACCGAUUCUUGAAGAUCUGUGCACCAUCAAUUGUGGGGAACAUGGAAAGUGUAAUCUUGGCCGAUGUGUUUGCGAUGAAGGUUUUGCUGGCGAAGCUUGUGACAUCUCAGUCGACACCGUACCGAGUGUUGCCAUGACAACCUCCCUAUGGGACCUACAGGAUUCGUCACGUGGUGGCGUGACGAUCACCGGAAGUGGAUUCUUUAACUCCAGUCUUAUCACAUGUUUCCUUACGUACCAGGUGUAUAACUCUGUGCAGCUGACGUCACUUCCGGCGGUGUAUGACAGUGACGUCGUUGUCUACUGCCCCAUCCCAAUCAACGGCAACUUGAGCAUCCAAAUCGCCAACGACGGCAGGAGAGGUAGUGUCGGCAGUGCCGAGGUCUAUUCUUACAAUUCCAGCUGCCAGGAUUGUUCACAGAAUCCAGGGAGUGAUGUCCGCUGUUCCACCAAAGAAAAGAAGUGCAUGAUUAAAGACGCGUGUUUUGACGAAGCUGACCUUGACCCUGGGGACAGUUGUUAUGUUUGUGCAAGCAAAGUGAGCACUGCAACUUGGACCAGGAAGCUAGAUGAAAGCUGUAGACAGACUAAUGUCUGGGUGUUCAUUUGGCCUUCACUCCUCGGGAUUUUUCUCUUGCUUGGAACCUUCUCAGUCGUUUUUCUUGUGAGGAAAUACCAAAAAAGUGGCACUUACGACCUCGGCAAGGUGCAGGCCAAGUUUGAGAUGGGCGUGUUCACAAUAACACACUCGGCUCAAACCCAGAGUCUCCAAGGCCUGGAUUCUUCUCUGGAGGUCUGUGUUGAGGGUCCAUACACCAGCACAGUAGGACAAACAACAGCCACAACAACCAAUGACCGCAUGAGUCUAACUAUUGUGCUACCAGCGGUCAGCGGUCAAAGCCAGCGUAUGCUCAUAGCAGGGGUCAAAUUAAGGGUUCGCACAUAG